This is a messenger RNA of Pyrus x bretschneideri (Chinese white pear), 1082 nucleotides long. Its product is annotated as probable RNA-binding protein 18. The transcript is spliced from 6 exons. Lineage: Eukaryota; Viridiplantae; Streptophyta; Magnoliopsida; Rosales; Rosaceae. The coding region runs from base 421 to 906 and encodes 161 amino acids. The record is from RefSeq and is a predicted model, not a curated record. Gene Ontology annotation, molecular function: RNA binding.
UGUUGCGCCUCAAUGCAUUUCGAGGAGAACCAACUAGCUCUGAGUUCGAGCGGCAUUUCACCUCUAACCACAACUCAUCCACUGAUUACUCAACAUCAGUCGAUUUGAACAUUCACUUAGUUUCACUCAAACUUCAUCUUGAUCAUGGAUAAAUCACCUCCAUAAGCAGUAACAAUUGCCCUAUAAAAACUCGCUUUUGCUACGGCCUGCCGGAGCAUCAAAGUUUCCCUGCUGGCUGCUGCGCAUCCUAUCUCGCUAACUUUCGACUCUCUCUGUGACGGGCGGCUUGAUUGCUUUGGAUAAUUCACGCAGGUGCACAAAGAGUUGCUCUUGUUAAUUUCGGAAGGUUCUUAUAUGCUUGUUGUGUGCUGGAAGCCUGGAACUUGAAGUUGGACUUUCAUCAUAUCCCCUUUCACUGUAAUGGAUCCUAAUGGUUCUUCCGAUGAAAAGAGUGAAAGUAGAAUCUACAUUGGUAACCUUGAUCUGAGAAUAACGGAGGCUGCUCUAAUUAAGAUGUUUUCUCCGUUUGGGAAGAUUAUAACUGAGGACUUUCUGUGGCACACUCGUGGCCGAAAGCGCGGAGAGCCACGGGGUUUUGCUUUCAUUCAGUAUAGCAACAAAGAGGAAGCAAGAUUGGCCAAGGAGAAGAUGCAUGGGAGACUAGCAUGUGGACGUCCACUGGUUGUCCGUGUUUCCAGUGACAAGUACUUGGUAGAACCAGCAGACAAUUCUUCCAAAGGAGUGGGCGAGGCAACCAAAACAAGCGUUUCUGGCACUAGCUCAGGACAGACGAGCAGGAGCUCCAAAAUAGCAGCAAUCAAGAACAAAUUGAAGGCUCUGGAGGAGGAGGGCUACAGCGCCAAGAAGCAGAAGCAAGAAGCCGACACUUCCAUCGACAGAAGGUAACAAACUAGGACGCUAAAAUCUGCUCGAUUUCAAGUUGUAAUCUUCCUAAACUUGGUCCAGUUGAACACAAUAGUGAUAACAUGGUUGAUUCUGUUUCGGGAUUUAUGAAACAUGAGAUGUAAUAAUACAAUAUUAACAGGUACAAAACUAUCCAGCUUCUGGAAUUAUUUUGUUGA